CCCUUCACCACAAAAAUUUCCCACUCUUUUUCUCUGGAAAAACUCUGUGAAGGAAGCGCAUUACGAUUUUGCAGGAUCAUUAAAUAUAUACACUAUUGUCGGGUGAUAUUUGGUUGAAAAAUGGGCAAGAGGAAGUCAAGAGCAAAGCCAGCACCAAAGAAGAGAAUGGACAAACUUGACAGUGUCUUCAGUUGUCCUUUUUGCAAUCAUGGAAGCAGUGUAGAAUGUCGCAUUGAUAUGAAGAACUUAAUUGGUAAGGCCAUAUGCAGGAUUUGCCAGGAAAGCUUUAGUACCACUGUGACAGCUUUGACUGAGCCUAUAGACAUAUAUAGCGAAUGGAUAGAUGAAUGUGAACGUGUCAAUAACCUCGAAGAUUAUGGAGACUAGAUAGCCAUUUCAAGGGAGGAUUCCAAAAACAAGCUUAUCUCACAUCCAAAUAGGAACCACCUUAUGAUGAAAGCUACCUCGAGGCUAAAUGUAGUUAGUUGUUCCUCCUGGAAUUUGUAAAAUAUGUUAUGAAGUAGUAGUACCUUAUAUUAAUGGAAACUUUGCAGAGACUUUUUUUGACUUGUGAACUGAAAAGCAUUGAAAUUUGUUGUGAAUGUGAAUGGGGUCAAAUUCAUCAUC
Molecule: messenger RNA, 627 nt
Organism: Nicotiana attenuata
Lineage: Eukaryota; Viridiplantae; Streptophyta; Magnoliopsida; Solanales; Solanaceae
Product: transcription elongation factor 1 homolog
Exons: 5
Coding region: 121-387 (88 amino acids)
Biological process (GO): transcription elongation by RNA polymerase II
Cellular component (GO): transcription elongation factor complex
Molecular function (GO): RNA polymerase II complex binding
Source: RefSeq, a predicted model, not a curated record